UUAAAACUGAGUAUAUCAUAUCAACAAAUCAAACAGAAAAUUCUAACUUUCUUCCAGAUUGUUGUUGUUUAUAAGUUUUUUUAAAACUUUUUCGCUUUAAUGAAAUAAAUAAAUAUAAAUUUAUUUGCUCUAUUUUAACUUAAAUUAAGUGUUUACCUCAAUUCAUAAUGAUUAUAAAAUCGUUUUUUAGCAAUUUGCAUCUAUUUUGCAGUAAUACUGCUGCUAAAGCCUAUUAUAGGAAUUAUUCUGCUCCACUAAAAAGAUUUUAUAAAAAUGUAUAUGUUUCUGAAACUGAUGGUAAGUUUGAAAUAAGUCUUGAUAAGCGACGAUUAAAGACUCCAUUAGGGAACAAGUUUUUACUACCAAAUGAAGGAUUAGCAGUAGCUGUGGCAACAGAAUGGGAUACUCAACGAGAUGUUAUAGAACGUCAUAAUAUGCAUAUUACAGCAUUAUGUAACACUGCCAUUGAUAAUCCAUGCAAACUAUCUUCUGAAAAUAUUGCAGAAGAUAUAAUACAGUUUCUUUCUUCAGAUACUACAUGUUUUAGAUCUAGUGAGCCUUUAGAUUUUGCUGUUUUACAAAAAAAUGAGUGGGACCCAGUUUUAGCAUGGUUCACAAAUAGAUAUAAUGUUAAAGUAGACAUUUGUAAUGAUGUUAGUGGAGUUCCAGUUUCAGACCAGGCUUUGGCAGUUAUGAAGAAACACAUGUUAUCUUAUAACCCAUGGUGUUUAGUAGGCAUAACUUUUACAGUAGAAAAUUUAAAGUCACUUAUCUUGACAAUGGCUGUGAUUAACUACAACAUAGAUGUUGAAAAAGCAGUAGCCUUAUCUAGGCUUGAAACAUUGUUUCAGACUAAACAGUGGGGAACAGUUGAAUGGGCUCACUCUGUAGACGAAGCUCAGAUUAAAGCUAGAGUGGCAGCAGGUGUUUUGUUUACAUAUUUAAAUGAAGGAUCAACUGACACUGUUAUAAAAAGUGAUUUUGGAAAGGUUCCAUUGUUUGGCAGAGCAAGAUAGAAUCAUUAAUUACUGUAUAAUAUGUAAUAAACAAUAACCCACUCCUACCUGAAA
Parasteatoda tepidariorum (common house spider) is the source of this 1070-nucleotide messenger RNA. Its product is annotated as ATP synthase mitochondrial F1 complex assembly factor 2 homolog l(2)k14505. Lineage: Eukaryota; Metazoa; Arthropoda; Arachnida; Araneae; Theridiidae. Gene Ontology annotation, biological process: mitochondrial proton-transporting ATP synthase complex assembly. The record is from RefSeq and is a predicted model, not a curated record. Gene Ontology annotation, cellular component: mitochondrion.